This is a messenger RNA of Xiphophorus maculatus (southern platyfish), 4317 nucleotides long. It is a transcript of the gene prdm5, whose product is annotated as PR/SET domain 5. NCBI's taxonomy places the organism in Eukaryota, Metazoa, Chordata, Actinopteri, Cyprinodontiformes, Poeciliidae. Gene Ontology annotation, molecular function: RNA polymerase II cis-regulatory region sequence-specific DNA binding; protein binding; DNA-binding transcription factor activity, RNA polymerase II-specific. Bases 539 to 2260 code for a protein of 573 amino acids. The record is from RefSeq and is a predicted model, not a curated record. Gene Ontology annotation, biological process: regulation of transcription by RNA polymerase II. The transcript has 16 exons.
CUGCGACGACUAAUGGGUUUGAGUUUGUACACCGGAGGCGUUUUGAAGUUACUUUUAAAAAGCUUUUUUUUUUUUUUUUUUUUUUUUUUUUUCCCCGUCGCGCUGUAGAUAGUUUGUUUGCUCGCCUUGUUUCUCUCAGUCGCUGUCAAAGCCUCGCUGUGAGCUCCAGGCUGCUGUGACGUUAGAUGCCACGUAGCUACAGUAACUGCAGCGGUUCCUCCAUGGAGUCACGUCCGCGAGGAAGCUGUCUCGCGCCUCCGCGUUCAUAAUCAUUUAUCCAUUGGUUUUUUGGGGUUUUUUCCCCCCUCCCCAACCUUUUUAGCGCCAUUUUACUUAAAACACACACAUCCAUUACGCUCCUGUAUAUGCAGAGGAGACUCCUAAAGUUCUGAAACGUGUCAGAGGAUGACGGGGUUCAUGCGUCAGCGGGGAUGGAGUCGCUUUGUCAAAUUGUUAAUACGAGGGGGAAAAGUUUGGUCCGUUCGCCGGUGAGAAAAAGCUGCCCAGUGAGCUGGAUGAAAGCUCGGACACCAGGCUGAUGUGGGAGGUUCGUGGCAGUAAAGGGGAUGUUCUGUAUAUUCUGGAUGCAAGUAAUCCUCGCCAUGCCAACUGGCUGCGGUUUGUCCAUCAGGCGCCUUCACAGGAGCAGAAGAACUUGGCAGCCAUUCAGGACGGAGAGAACAUCUUCUACCUGGCCGUGGAUGACAUAGAGACAGACACAGAGCUCCUGAUUGGCUACCUGGACAGCGACAUGGAAGAAGAGGAGGAGGAGGAGGAGGAAGAAGUCGUGAAAGACGAGGACGAGAACAGCAAAGAGGCCAAACAUCUUGUGGAAAUGGAACUUGUCAUAAAGAAGGAGGACCACCCCUGCCUGCUGUGCGAGAGCAGCUUCCCCAGUGAGGAGAUCUUGGCGGCGCACCUCCAGAGUCUGCACCAGAGGCCCAGCACCGAGGAGAAGGACUUCAAAUGCAGGAACUGUGGCAAGAAGUUCCCUGUCAAACAAGCUCUGCAGCGCCACGUUUUACAUUGUUCUGAGUCACUUGACCCGUCGGGCGACUCUAAAGCUCAUCAGUGUUCCCUUUGCCACAACACCUUCAGCUCAGAAUCCAGUUUCGAACAGCACAAGGAAGCAUGCAAAGGAGACGCCAGGUUCAUAUGCAAAGCGGAAAGCUGUGGAAAACGAUUCAAAAGCAAGGACGCUUUGAAGAAACAUAAAGGAAACGUUCACACAGGAAGUGCACGACGGAAACUCACUUGCACCAUAUGCAACAGAAAAUGUUCUUCUUCUCUGAAUCUUCAGGAGCACAGAAAGAUACACGAAAUAUUUGAAUGUCAUGCAUGUGACAAAAAAUUCAUCUCAACCAACCAGCUGAAACGCCACAUGAUCACACACUCUGAGAAGCGGCCCUACACCUGUGAGAUCUGCAGUCGGUCAUUCAAGCGUUUGGAUCAGGUCACGGCUCACAAGAUCAUCCACAGCGAAGAUAAACCGUAUAAGUGCAAGCUGUGCGGAAAAGAGUUCGCUCACCGCAACGUCUACAAGAAUCACAAGAAGACCCACUCCGAGGAAAGGCCCUUUCAGUGCGAGGAGUGUAAGGCGCUGUUCCGCACCCCCUUCUCUCUGCAGCGCCACCUUCUCAUCCACAACAGUGAGAGGACAUUCAAAUGUGACCAGUGCGACGCCACCUUUAAGAGGAAGGACACGCUGAACGUCCACAUCCAGGUGGUGCACGAUGGCCACAAGAAGUACAAGUGCGACCUGUGCGAGAAGGCCUUUGUCACUCCGUCGGUCCUGAAGAGCCACAAGAAGACUCACACAGGGGAGAAGGAGAAGAUUUGCCCUUACUGUGGACAGAAGUUCGCCAGCAACGGCACGCUGAGGGUUCACAUCCGCAGCCAUACAGGUGAGCGUCCGUACCAGUGCCCCUACUGCGACAAAGCGUUCAGCAAGAACGACGGCCUGAAAAUGCACAUCCGCACCCACACUCGGGAGAAGCCGUACAAAUGCAGCGAGUGCAACAAGGCCUUCAGCCAGAAAAGAGGGCUGGACGAGCACAUGAGGACACACACGGGAGAGAAACCCUUCCAGUGCGACGUGUGUGAUCUCUCCUUUAGCUUGAAGAAGAUGCUCAGCAGACACAAGCUGACCCACAACCCCAACCGGCCCAUGGCGGAGUGCCAGCUCUGCCACAAGAAGUUCACUCGGAACGACUACCUCAAGGUCCACAUGGAGAACGUCCACGGCGAGACGGAGAGCUAAAGCCAAUUACAGGAGCACAAGCGAGAUCCCCGAGAUAAAGCCCUGUCUCGCGUUUUACGCACCAGUAAAGUACGAACAUGUAGAGAUGAACAGAUAGCUGGACUUAUUGGCAUUACCGAUAGAGCCAUGUAAGAAUAUGGGAAACAUUAAGGCAGGCAUGUGGAAGCUGAACAUUUCUAUCCCCCCGCCCCCCUCCGUUCCCCGAAGUUCUUCGUCAUCCUGUUUCCGCAUUAUUUUUAAUAUUCGAACAAACAGAUUCCCAUAUGUUAUAUAUGCCUCCGGAGCCGCUGUGUCUGCUCCCAGGAACGUCUUGCAUUUCACGUCAAAUCCUUCCGACCUCUUUCUCUUUGUUCCGUUUCAACCAGAGCUCGUUGUACCUCGACUUUUGCUUUUGUGGCCAGCGGCCAAGAUCUGAAGGAAACCAGUGAUCCGAUUCCCUUUAGGUUCCCUCUCCUGGUUUUAUUUGCAUCCGUUCACACUGCUUUUGUUUAAAGUGACGCCUGCUCUUAGGAGGCGUCCAGACCUCCUCGGAUCUGCGCCUUUUAUUUCUGGAGCUUACUGUACAUGCGAUGGAACCGUACUGGUGAAAGCAGGAAGUCGCUGCGCGAUCUGCACCGACUCACAACUUUCAGCUUUUGUUUACGUAAAACCCAGAAAGUAGAAACAGGCUUUCAUCAGUCAGAUCUGCAGCUUUGUUGUUCUGGAUCUACUUACUCUUUCACUGUUUUAAGGGGGGUUAAAGUUCACUCCAUGUUUGACAUAAAGGGUUUUGGAAAAGCAUUAGCAGUCCUGCAACUUUUUCUUUUCUGUUUUUGCUGUUACAACUGCAAGCAUCAGUGCGUAUUAGUGGGAUUUUUUUGGAGUUAGACAAACACAAAGUAGCACAGAACUUUGAACGGUGUUUUUCUUCUACAAAAGAAAAAUCCGAAUGGCACUGCAAAAACCCAAAGUCUUAACAAGUAAUUUUGGUCCAGUUUCUAAUGCAGGUGUCUUAGUGUACUUUAAAUAAGAGAAAACCCAACUUACAGGUAAUUUUUCAACAAGAUUUAGGAGCUUGUUUUAAGUCAACAAUUCCUUAAUAUUGAUGAAAAAGUAUUUGUGCAACUGGCAGAUUAUUUCACUUCUCAAAUGGGAAAAAUGCCUUCUUGUAAUUGAAAUAAUCUGCCAAAGGAACGAGUACUUUUUCAUCAAUAUUGACUUCAAACAAGCUCCUAUCUCUUGCUGAAAAGUUACUUGUAAGUUAGUUUUGCCUUAUUUCAACGGUGCGAACACAUUUGCACCAGGAACUGGACCAAAAAUACUUUUGUGUUUUCAGCGUGUAGAUUCAAUUUUGCCCCAUUACACAAAUUCACCUUCUUCCACGUGUUGCUUUUUGCCAAACGUUUAUUGGGACUUCUCAUGAUUUCCUUUCAUCAGUAGUUUUUUUUUCUCCUCUGUUUUACACAAGGCUAAGAUUUUUUUGGGGGGAACGCAACUAAAAGUCCUGCCAACACUGAUAUAGUGUAACAAAUUUCCGAGGCCCAAAAGAACAGCUGUAUGUCCACUUAGUUUAAAUCGCACUUUGGUUAAUUAUUCAUCAAUUAGUUGUGCUGAAUUUUAUUUAGAGGAAUCAGAAGAAGGGUGGCCGAUUGCUAAUUCACCUAACUCCCUUUUCAGAUUCUCGCUUUAACAGUUUGCAAACUAAACUCGUCCAAUCGGUUUAAUAGUUCUGUUGUGUUUCGAUCUAACACGUGAAAUCCCAAUAAAAAUCGACUGAGGUUUGUUGUCAUGAUGUUUAUGGGGUGUGAAUACUUUAGGAAGGUACUCUUUGUUCUCCGUUUUCAGCAGAUUCUGCUGUUUGAACUCCGUCAUUGGCGUAAGAUGAAUUCACUCCGAGUUCAAAAGAUCUUUUUUCUCCACACAUUUGUGGACGAAUCGGUUUUCUACAAAGGGACUAAAGAAGAACCAAAGUUUUUGUUUACGUUCAUUAGAGACUCUUUAAUCUCUCUUUCAUGUGCAAGUCGCCCAAGAUGUUGUGCCUUAUAAAAUAUGUUUACGUGCUUUUAUGUUAAUCCUUG